UCCAUCAAAUCCAUCAAAUCCACCAAAUCCACCAAAUCCACCAAAUCCACCAAAAACAUCACCACAAUACCGUCAAUUGAGCCACAACAACAACAACGCGAUUUUAUCGCUGCGCAAAAUGGCCUCGCGCGCCGAUUCUCCCGACGACGACGACCCUUUUUACCUCACACCCGACUUGCCGGCUCGCGAGCCGCCCGCUCCGCCUGCAAGGCCCGUGACGGCGCUCCCGCUCGACCACAAUUUCCUCAACCACAAAUAUGAAUCUAUCGACAUAUUGAUGCUUGAACUUCAAGACUGGGCCAAUGAACAGGGCUUUUCCGUCAAGAAAGAGCGUGCCUGCAACUACAUCAAGGACUUUGGACCUUCGCGAGUCGAUAUUUCCUGCCUCUGGGAUAAAUUACGGCCCUCAGAGGCACAUUCUCGCAAGACAGACACCAUAAAGCGAGACUGCUGCUUCAAGGCAGUUGCAACGGCUUUGGCUGUCAACAACAGGCAUUCAUGACCGACUAUAACGACAAGCCGGGCACAAAGAAUCGUGAUAUUACGAUGGAGCUUCGUAGGAAAUUUCCCUCCAUAUAAUUCAACCGCAGACAACUCAGGAACCUUCGCUUUUCCCUCCGCAAGGAUGACCUCGACGGGCAUACUGCUUUUCAGGCCACGAUAAAGCUGCUUGACGACAAAGGCAUCGCCUACAACGUACAAUGGUUAGAUCACGAUGAAAACAAACCAAUAGGUC
Molecule: messenger RNA, 736 nt
Organism: Lasiosphaeria miniovina
Lineage: Eukaryota; Fungi; Ascomycota; Sordariomycetes; Sordariales; Lasiosphaeriaceae
Exons: 2
Coding region: 119-502 (127 amino acids)
Source: RefSeq, a predicted model, not a curated record